Westerdykella ornata is the source of this 2404-nucleotide messenger RNA. RefSeq names its product hyaluronan synthase 2. NCBI's taxonomy places the organism in Eukaryota, Fungi, Ascomycota, Dothideomycetes, Pleosporales, Sporormiaceae. The record is from RefSeq and is a predicted model, not a curated record. Gene Ontology annotation, molecular function: hyaluronan synthase activity. The transcript has a single exon. Bases 130 to 2250 code for a protein of 706 amino acids. Gene Ontology annotation, biological process: extracellular matrix assembly; hyaluronan biosynthetic process.
ACAUUUGUUUCCAAGUUCCUCCGUUCACUCGUUCACGGGGAGCUACUUUUCUUUCCUGACGCCAGACGGGCACCUCAAAGACCGGUGUACAAGGUGUUGACGAGCGAGCUAUCCUCGAGAUUCUGGACAAUGGCGAACUCAAGCCAUUUCGAUGCGUCGUCGGUCAGUACCAAAGCAACACGCAACUUCGACUCCACUGUCGCCUUCGAUGUACCACAGAGGAAGCCCUUGAAAGUGAACCCCCUCCUUGCCGCUCUCAAUAUCGUUAUAUCGUUUGGACUUAUAGCUGCCCUUAUUGCCGGUUACUGCAUUGGACUUCGGAUCUUCGAUCUCGGAGUCACCUCAAUUGGCUUGUACGGAGCGAUUCUUAUGUCUGAAUACCUCCUCCAACUCGGUUGUGCAAUCAUCAAUCGUUUCGAUGUUAAUCGUAUCGCUAAAAAACGGGCGAAGGAGGUGGCCGACUGCGAAAAGGGAACCAACAACUCUUCACCAAAUCCCGUUCUCAACCCUGGCGGCGAAGUUUCUAUAGCCGUUGUUGGCUAUCGCGAGGACGAGCAAGCGUGGAGACAAUGUCUCCGCAGUCUACAGACGCAAACGCUCCGGCCAAAGUGUGUCAUCGGUGUUGUCGACGGCAACGACGAACCAGAUCUGAGCAUGGCAAACGCCUUCGUUAGCGAGUUCGAAUCGUACAACAAAGCUCCUCUCAUCCAUCUGCCUCUACUGCUUUCGGAUCUGCACCGCGACACGUACUUUAAUACCGUACCCCCGGACAAUCGGAAUUUCCUGGUCAAAUUCUGGCACUAUCUCGUCGGUGGCCAUCGGGCUGGCCAUGCAGAAGCAUUAGCUCGAGCCAGGCAGGUGGUGAUUGAUCAGGUGCUUGAAUGGAACGACAAAUGGAAUAUCAGCAGCCUCGAGGCCGUCUGCUUCAGUCAGCCCCAUGGCCACAAGCGCACCGCCAUGUUCACCGCCUUCGCUAUGAGCAUGUACGCUGUCCGCACUCGCGACGCCGUCUUCACAACAGACUCCGACACUCUCGUCCGACCCGAUGGCCUCGAUGAAAUGCUGGCAUUGCUUCGCUCCUCCCCCAGCAUCGGAGGCGUCACAGCGGACGUCAAGAUAUGGAACCGCCGCGAGUCUCUGCUCGCCCGCAUGUGUGCAGCGCGAUACUGGUUCGCCUUCAAUAUUGAGCGCGCUUGUCAGUCGCUCUGGCGCUGUGUCGGCUGCCUGUCCGGGCCUAUGAGCAUGUAUCGCACCUCCGAUCUUGAAACCAUCCUGGGCCCAUGGAAUUUGCAGACAUUCGGUGGUAAGCCAACCACCUUUGGCGACGACCGCCACUUGACCAACCAACUACUGGGUCACGGUCUCAAGACGCGCUACACCCAUCGCACAUGGUGCGACAGUGAGUCCCCAACUGUAUUCGGGCGUUGGGUCACGCAGCAGACGAGAUGGAGCAAGUCUUUCUUCCGCGAGGCCUUCUGGUUCCCGGUCAGCUUUGUCUACCACUCCCCCUGGUUGCUUGUCGAAACUACUAUACAGACGCUGUACCCCUUCAUCCUGAUCGUCACCAUCUUCCAUUUCCUCUUCGACCCCUCGGGCGGCAGCGAUUGGCGUCCUGUCAUCUGGCUCGUCACCAUGUUCGGCGUCGCAUUAUUCAAGUCCAUUCUGGCUGUGCUCAUCAGCUGGGAUUUGUGGCUGCUUCUCUUCAGCGUUUACGGCUUCAUCUACUUUUUUGGUCUACUGCCAUCCAAGGUAUGGGCUCUGAUUACCAUGAACCAGACCGGCUGGGGCACCUCGGCGCGCUCUUCGACCGAACGUAAACGCGGACAAUCAUUUAUGCAGCGCUCAUUCCAUGUCGGGCAUCUGGUCAUCUGGUACACGGCCGUUUUCGUCGGUCUCGGCUUUUUCAUUCAAAGGAUAUUCGGAAACCCUUGGUUCUGGCUCAUUGGUGCCAUUGCGCUCAUACCUUCCGUCCUGCUCUACUGGGAUCCACUCGAAGCCUUCGCAGGACUGAAGCAGAAGUUGUUUCCAAAGAAGCAAUCCGAGUCCGAGAAAGCCAACGAUUUCUUCGUCGACGAGUCAGAGCUUCCCUUGAAGCCAAUCCCGGCGCACAAGCUUUCAGCGCAUUCGUCCUUCAUUUCAGCGAAGAGAAGUUCAGACGGCACGAUGCACGGCACGCCGGCUAUGUCUAUAAGCGGUGUGACAAUGGUUCCCGAUACCCGACCCAACUCCUCGCCUUUCAACAGACCUUGAUCGAAUCUUUCUUCUAUUUAACGUAUAUAUGGAUUCAUCCGUGACGGAAAACCGCCGUAGCGGGACGACAUUCUCUUCUUCUCCUUCCGAUAUGUGACUAGGCGGCUUCAUGGGGUUAUAGACAUCUUCUUAAUUUAAUUCAGCUAAUACUAUU